GCCCGGCCCGACCCGGGCAGCGCAGCGGCGGGGCGAGCGGCGGCGCGGCGCGGCAACAUGGCGACGGUGCCCGUGUACUGCGUCUGCCGGCUCCCCUACGACGUUACCCGCUUCAUGAUCGAGUGCGACGCCUGCAAGGACUGGUUCCACGGCAGCUGUGUUGGGGUGGAAGAGGAGGAGGCGCCAGACAUUGACAUCUACCACUGCCCAAACUGCGAGAAAACCCACGGGAAGUCUACCCUGAAGAAGAAGCGGACGUGGCACAAGCACGGCCCGGGGCAGACGCCCGACGUGAAGCCCGUGCAGAAUGGCAGCCAGCUCUUCAUCAAGGAGUUGCGGAGCCGGACCUUCCCCAGUGCUGAAGAUGUGGUGUCCCGUGUGCCCGGCAGCCAGCUCACCCUGGGUUACAUGGAGGAACAUGGCUUCACUGAACCCAUCCUUGUCCCUAAGAAAGAUGGGCUGGGCCUGGCUGUCCCCGCCCCCACGUUCUAUGUCAGUGACGUUGAGAACUAUGUGGGGCCAGAGCGGAGCGUGGACGUGACCGACGUCACCAAGCAGAAGGACUGCAAGAUGAAGCUGAAGGAGUUCGUGGACUAUUACUACAGCACCAACCGCAAGCGGGUCCUCAACGUCACCAACCUCGAGUUCUCUGACACCAGAAUGUCCAGCUUCGUGGAGCCGCCUGACAUUGUGAAGAAACUGUCCUGGGUAGAAAACUAUUGGCCUGAUGACGCUCUGCUGGCCAAGCCCAAAGUGACCAAGUACUGCCUGAUCUGUGUGAAGGACAGCUACACAGACUUCCACAUCGACUCUGGGGGAGCCUCUGCCUGGUACCACGUGCUCAAGGGGGAGAAGAUCUUCUAUCUCAUCAGGCCGGCCUCGGCCAACAUCUCCCUGUAUGAGCGCUGGCGGUCGGCCUCCAACCACAGCGAGAUGUUCUUUGCCGACCAGGUGGACAAGUGCUACCGGUGCACCGUCAAGCAGGGCCAGACUCUCUUCAUCCCCUCAGGCUGGAUUUACGCCACGCUCACGCCUGUGGACUGCCUGGCCUUCGCGGGACACUUUCUCCACAGCCUGAGUGUGGAGAUGCAGAUGAGGGCAUAUGAGGUGGAAAGGAGGUUGAAAUUGGGCAGCCUGACUCAGUUUCCCAACUUUGAAACUGCCUGCUGGUACAUGGGGAAGCACCUGCUGGAGGCUUUCAAAGGUUCUCACAAGUCUGGGAAACAGCUGCCCCCUCAUUUAGUCCAAGGAGCUAAAAUUCUCAAUGGUGCUUUCAGGUCAUGGACAAAGAAGCAGGCCCUGGCGGAGCACGAGGAUGAGCUCCCUGAGCACGUCAGGCCCUCCCAGCUCAUCAAGGACCUGGCCAGAGAGAUCCGGCUCAGUGAGAAUGCCUCCAAAACCGUCCGACCAGAAGUGAAUGUUGUCGCCUCCUCUGAUGAGGUCUGUGACGGGGACAAGGAGAAGGAGGAGCCCCCAUCUCCCCUCGAGGCCACCCCACCUCGGUCCCUCUUGGAGAAAGUGUCCAAAAAAAAGACUCCCAAGACUGUGAAGAUGCCCAAGCCAUCCAAAAUCCCCAAGCCCCCGAAGCCCCCCAAGCCCCCGAAGCCCCCCAAAACUCUGAAGCUCAAGGAUGGAAGCAAGAAGAAAGGGAAGAAGUGCCGGGAGUCAUCCUCGCCCACCAUCCCCAACCUGGACCUGCUCGAGGCCCACACCAAGGAGGCGCUGACCAAGAUGGAGCCGCCCAAGAAGGGCAAGGCUCCAAAGAGUGUCCUGAGUGUUCCCAACAAGGACAUGGUCCACACACAGAAUGACGUGGAGCGGCUAGAGAUCCGCGAGCAGACCAAGAGCAAGUCCGAGGCCAAGUGGAAGUACAAGAACAGCAAACCCGACUCCCUACUGAAGAUGGAGGAGGAGCAGAAGCUGGAGAAGUCGCCCCUGGCUGGGAACAAGGACAAGUUUUCCUUUUCUUUCUCCAACAAGAAACUCCUGGGCUCCAAGGCCCUCAGGCCCCCGACGAGCCCUGGUGUGUUUGGGGCCCUGCAGAACUUCAAGGAGGACAAGGCCAAGCCCGUGCGGGAUGAGUAUGAGUACGUGUCAGAUGACGGGGAGCUUAAGAUCGAUGAGUUUCCCAUCAGGAGGAAGAAGAACGCCCCGAAAAGGGACUUGUCCUUCUUGUUGGACAAGAAGGAGGUUCUUCCCACGCCUGUCAUGAAGCCAAAGCUGGAGUCGGCAGUGUACAAGCACAGUGACGACUCCUCGGAUGAGGGCUCUCUGCACAUUGACACGGACACCAAGCCUGGACGCAACGCCAAAGUCAAGAAGGAGAGUGGCUCGGCAGCUGGCAUCCUGGACCUGCUGCAGGCUAGUGAGGAGGUCGGGGCGCUCGAGUACAACCCCAACAGCCAGCCGCCGGCGUCCCCCAGCACACAGGAAGCCAUUCAGGGAAUGCUGUCCAUGGCCAACCUGCAGGCCUCUGACUCCUGCCUGCAGACCACGUGGGGCGCUGGCCAGGCCAAGGGCAGCUCACUGGCAGCCCAUGGUGGCCGGAAAAACGGAGGUGGCAGCAAGAGCUCAGGCAAGCGGCUGCUCAAGAGGUCGGCCAAGAACAGCGUGGACCUGGACGACUACGAGGAGGAGCAGGACCAUCUGGACGCCUGCUUCAAGGACUCGGACUACGUUUACCCCUCACUGGAGUCUGACGAAGACAACCCUGUCUUCAAGUCCCGGUCGAAGAAGAGGAAAGGCUCGGACGACGCUCCCUACAGCCCCACAGCCAGGGUCGGCCCAUCGGUGCCAAGACAGGACAGGCCUGUGCGGGAGGGGACGAGAGUGGCCUCUAUUGAGACCGGGCUGGCGGCGGCUGCGGCCAAGCUAUCCCAGCAGGAGGAGCAGAAAAGCAGGAAGAAAAAGAGCACUAAAAGGAAACUGACCCCCAGCACCGCCUCUCCCUCCGCCUCUGCCUCGGCCGGCACCACCUCGGCCUCCACCACGCCGGCCUCCACCACCCCAGCCUCCACUACCCCGGCCUCCACUACCCCGGCCUCCACCAGCACGGCCAGCAGCCAGGCCUCUCAGGAGGGCAGCUCACCUGAGCCCCCGCCUGAGUCACACAGCAGUAGCCUGGCUGACCACGAGUACACAGCGGCCGGCGCCUUCGCGGGGGCCCCGGCUGGCCGCGCCUCCCAGCCCAUGGCCCCUGGAGUCUUUCUCACACAGAGGCGGCCCUCUGCGUCGUCCCCCAACAACAACACUGCUGCCAAAGGAAAACGUACUAAAAAGGGUAUGGCCACCGCCAAGCAGCGGCUCGGAAAGAUCCUGAAGAUCCAUCGGAACGGCAAGUUGCUCCUUUAAAGCUCGGAAGCCAGGAUCCUUCUGCUCUGCUCAGGACCCCGGAGCCCCGCCAGAACAUCCGCCCCCCGGGAGGGUGGUCGAGCUGCCUCACCCAGGGAGGGCCUCGCUUCCUCCCAGCCACCACACCCCCAAACGAGCGUCUGUCCCUUGAGCAGGCGGAGCGAGCCAAGCAUGGCCGUCCCUCGUUUUGAAUCCGGACAUCCUUUCUCAAGUUGCUUAGAGUGACCAGUUCCUGAAAAGCGGCCCUGCCAGUUUGAGGAUCAUUCCAAUUUCAGGACAGCCUCCAGGCACCCGGAGCAUGGGUGUGAUUGCGGGGGCCUCCGCAGCUCUGCUGGGAGCACGAGUCCUUCGAGGAAGGUAGAGUGAGCCAAUGCUCACCAGCCCCAGAGUCUGAGCUGGCCACAGGCUGGUAGCCUCCAGAGGCUUAAAAAAAGGCAAAGAACACAGAGAGAAUGAGGAGGAGCAGACGGGAUGUUUACGUGCCCCCUUCGCUUCUCUUCCCGAGCGAUUUCUCAGACAAGUCCAGAGAGCGCUCGGCCGGCAAGGAGAGGUCUGCCCCAGCUGGCAGGUGGCAGUCUAGAUAGUGGGUGUUGCGCCCGAAAUGCCCAGGGGCGUUUCUCUGGGGCGACUAGGACCAGCAGCUGGGUUGGUGUGUGAGCGGGUGGGGGAGCCACCGUGGGAUCCCCAGGGGAGGGCGAGGGCCCGGCCACGUCUCCCACGUCUCGGGGCCCCGGGGGGCCCAGGCUAAGCCUGGUGGAGGGGCCCCACCGACUCUGCCGGCUGCACCCGGGAGAAGCACUUCUCGGCCGAGGCCCCUGCCCCGAGACUGGCGGGCUGGAGGGCGGCCAGGUGGCUGGGGGCCGCGGGAUGGCACUUCUCUGUUCUCCCGGGCUGGCUGGCGUGGGGUGUCGCGGGCACGGCCGUCCCCGGAUGGCUGGCUGCCCCGCGUCGCAGAGGGUCUGGAUUUGUUUCUCAGGCAAUCCUGUAUUUUAAUUUUAGAUGUAUUUCCUGAAGCAUAUUUUUCAUAGAAUGUAGCGUGUAAAUAGCUUUUUAAACGACUUCUUUUUUACAAGAGCAAAAGUAUCUUUAGGAAUUUCUUUCUAUAGAGUCCUUCAUUAACCUUUAUACGAGUUUUUUGCCGACUCUGAUGGACAGUUGGGUUCCAGUGCUUUCUUUUUUUCUUUUUCUUUUUUUUUUUGAUUCUUUUUCCUUCUUUCCUUUUGUUCUCCUCCUCCUCCUUCUUCUUUUUUCUUUUAGGAACUAAGGUAUUGCCUGAAAAACAAGUCUGUCUGUGCAGCCUUACACUCUGUCUUCACAGAAGCAAACAGUACACAAAAGAUGGACUUCAGACACAUUCUGAAGACGACUCCUCAGCUCUCAUACCAGCUCUUUGUUUUCCUUCUUGUAUGACGAGGGGGUCGGGGGACAGUUAUUUUACUAGCACCUUGUGAAGUGUUUUCUGUGUUUUGUGACGCUGUAAUUUAUUAAUGUUUGUAGCUUUUUAUAUUUGUACAUUUCUUAUGAGCUUUGUUUAUAUACCCAUUACCUGGAUGUCUCGUCCACGGGGAGAAGCAGCUUGGCGGAGGCCUUAUCCACCCCCACUGUCCUGUUAGGAGGGACGCCGAGGGACGCCGUCCCCAGGGCCCGAGGCUGGGAGAGGGGAAGUCUCACAGGGCCCCAGGCUUACUCAGAACUGGCGUUUUUAAAGUUUCCUUUCCCUGUCCUUGUUGAACAUUUAUAUAAUCUAACCCGGGCAUCAAGCUGUGUUCUCUCUCUCUCUCUCUCUCUCUCUCCUCUCUCUUUCCUUCUCUCCUUCUCUCCCUCUCUCUCUCUCUCUCUUUUUAAUUUUAUUAUUAUUUUGGCAACAUGUACAUUUCUAACAAAGUUUAUCGUGGCUAUUAAAGUGUUUUAUUUCCCGAUUCAUAUUACUCUUGUAUCGAGUCCAUGAGGUCUAAGGCAACUUAGACCAAAGUUUUAAAAAAGUAAAAAUAUUUCAGGUUUUGUACAGAA
Molecule: messenger RNA, 5361 nt
Organism: Marmota monax (woodchuck)
Lineage: Eukaryota; Metazoa; Chordata; Mammalia; Rodentia; Sciuridae
Gene: Phf2
Product: PHD finger protein 2
Exons: 22
Coding region: 58-3351 (1097 amino acids)
Biological process (GO): protein demethylation; regulation of transcription by RNA polymerase II
Molecular function (GO): histone demethylase activity; transcription coregulator activity
Source: RefSeq, a predicted model, not a curated record